CCCAUAUAAUUAUGUGGUGAACUAGGCCAACCACAAUGAAGAGUACCAGCUACGUCAGCAGUAAUCGGUCGCGCCACCCGGGCGAAGCCCAUCGCCACCAACGGAAUGUCCCGUCAGCACCUUUAGUUAAUAAAUAUCCGAUCGAUCGUCCGAUCGCCCUCUUUUUACCUUUAGCAGAGACAGUAGGUGAACGUACAAGUGCAGUGCAGGUGUAAUUAUCAAUUUAGUGGUUUAAAAGUGUUUACAAAUGUAAUAAUUAGUCUAUAAAUAAAAGAAUAGUGAAGAGUAAUGUUUUUUUAAAACUCUGAAUGUGAACUCCAUCUGAUUUUUGGCGCAGCCGUCCGGAAACGGUUGAGUGUUUUAGCGAAAUAACAGUGGUAACGGAAGACUAAUAACCUCCCGCAAAGUGAUCCCGUGGAGAAUUUAAUUCGAAACAUCAGUGACUGAAGGCGUAGCCGUCACCAGAGUUGUGGAUCCCCCGUCGCUAUUCAUCUGGAGCACCAGCGUCGUCAACCGCGAACCAACGGACACGACUGAAACCAAAACCCAUUGACUCAAACCCAUACAACCCGGAUAAACACCGUCGUGGAUAUCACUUUCAACCUUAAGCACGAAUACUUAAAGAUUCUUAUAUUUUUAGAGUUCACCAUACAACCAAAUUCCAACCAAACAGGCAAGAGACGAACCACGGGGAAAGGAAGCGGAAUACAAGAAAGAAACUUAGUCUUAAUUAGGUUACCCCUUAGUAACUGCACUGCAUAGGGACUAGCACUAGAUAGAAUAACAGAAUACUUUAAAUCCUACACAUUCACGUAAAUCAAACCAUCAAAUCAAAUUCAAAAUGAUAAAAUUUUCUUUCCUUUCAACAAUACUAGUUGCAUCAGUAAUCCAAGCACAAAAUUUACAAAUUUUUAACCUGAAUGACCAACCAAUUCUUAUUUUGAACAAAUAUCCAUGUAAAAUUCAAAUAGGUAAUUUUCGAAUAAUCCAUGAAAUCAAUAUAACAGAUUUAGAAACGACAAUCAACAUGUUAACCAAUCUUGCUUAUAAAAACAUUGACAAUCCUCUUGCAAAUAUUGUAAAACAUAAAAUCAAAAAUCUUUACUCAAAUUUCAAUCAAAUCAGGCCUAACACUCGUUACACAAGAAGCUUAGAUAUCAUCGGUUCUACUUGGAAGUGGAUUGGAGGUAGCCCCGACGCGCAUGACCUUAAAAUCAUCAAUAGCACAAUGAACGACUUAAUCAAAAGCAACAAUUUACAAUUUCAAUUCAACGAACAAUUGGGACAAAGAGUAAGAGCCCUUACCAAUGAGAUGCGGAAAAUGAUAGAAAUCAACCAAGCAAACAAGCUAAUUCUGAACGAAAUCGAUACGCUAUCGACAAUAAUCAACAUCGAUACCAUCAACAAAAUAUUAGAAGAAAUUCAAGAGGCAAUAUCGCUGUCCAAGGUAUCUGUUACCAGUAACAAAAUUCUCUCCACCCGCGAAAUAACAAUCAUCAAAAACAUUUUGGAAGAUCAAGGAGUAAACAUUGACCUACCAGACGAGGCAAUCUCGUUCGUUACCCCUAAAAUAGCAGUUAAUAAGGAAACGCUUCUCUACAUUUUGAAAGUACCCGAACUACAGAAAGAAGAAUCGAAAAUAAUUCAAAUAUUCCCAUUAAAUCACAACAAUUCUAUCAUCAAGGCUUAUCCCAAGUAUCUAAUCCAGCACAAAAUGAUACUUUACACAACUACACAUCCAGAAAAGUACGUACAACAACACUCGUACAUCAACAAAUUUGCUGAUGAUUGCAUCUACCCUAUGGUAAUGGGAACUUCAAGUCAUUGCGAAGCACAACAAGAAUAUUCCACCACAGCCGAUUACAUAGCGGAUAACCUUUUGCUUAUCACAAACGCAAAGAACCAAAUGAUGAUGUCAAAUUGUGGACCUGACAAUAGAACAAUGAACGGAAACUUUCUUAUAACAUUUUCAAACUGCAGUAUUUUGUUCGAGAAACAAAAAUUUACAUCAAAAGAAAUCAUCACCAAAACACCAGUCCUUGAUGGAGCAACAUACAAUAUCGCAAUCAACCGCAAAUUUUCAGAAAACACUUUGGAAUCCUUAGACAACAGAACACUGAAGAACCGAAAGCAGAUCCAGCACAUUUAUCUACAACAAUCUAGAAACGAAAUUUGGAAUUGGAGCUUACUCAGUGGAAUCACAAUCUCCACGCUGGUAACUAUAACCAUAAUUGUGUUUGCUUAUUUCUAUUUUAGCCACCUCACUAUGGGUAUCUUGAACAAAAUCAAGAAGAAGAAGAACAACGAGAAAGCAGUAGCCAAACACACGGAACCAGAACAAUCAGUCGUUGAUAAUACAAACGCAUGAGGACAUGCUUUUUCACCCCCCGGAGGAAUUAUGUGGUGAACUAGGCCAACCACAAUGAAGAGUACCAGCUACGUCAGCAGUAAUCGGUCGCGCCACCCGGGCGAAGCCCAUCGCCACCAACGGAAUGUCCCGUCAGCACCUUUAGUUAAUAAAUAUCCGAUCGAUCGUCCGAUCGCCCUCUUUUUACCUUUAGCAGAGACAGUAGGUGAACGUACAAGUGCAGUGCAGGUGUAAUUAUCAAUUUAGUGGUUUAAAAGUGUUUACAAAUGUAAUAAUUAGUCUAUAAAUAAAAGAAUAGUGAAGAGUAAUGUUUUUUUAAAACUCUGAAUGUGAACUCCAUCUG
Molecule: messenger RNA, 2711 nt
Organism: Aedes albopictus (Asian tiger mosquito)
Lineage: Eukaryota; Metazoa; Arthropoda; Insecta; Diptera; Culicidae
Exons: 2
Coding region: 842-2368 (508 amino acids)
Source: RefSeq, a predicted model, not a curated record